UCUCUCUCUCUCUCUCCUCUCGCCAUCUUAUCAGGUCGAGCGCGUUUCGCUUUUUUCGAGUGUUGGGCUGUGCGAUGCACCUCGACAUGAUGGCUUUAACAUAUUGUUAUUACUAGUUAUUAUUAUAGUCAUUGCUUUCAACUUUGCCUCCGUCCAACCCAAGCCAACUUCAGUUUCGUGAGGUUGUUUAUUUGUGCUCCUUACAGCUGAAUCCACCGCCUCUCUCUCCCCUCUCUCUCUUUCCCUCUCUCAAACGCCACAUAAAUGUACAGAGUUGCAGAGAAGUCUGAAACAGAGAGAGAGAGAGAGACGGGAAGAAAAGAGCAAAAGGUUAAUGCUCUGCACCAACCGCCUUGCUCUUUCUUAAAACCCUCAAGCCUCUCGUUCCUCUGAGCUCGCCGCUUCACUCACGCACACACACAGUCUCUACUUCCUCCUCACUGUAUCAGGACGAAAGGAUGAGUAAACAGGAUGUCAUGAAGAUGCAGACGUGGGUUCUCAGGGUGAACAUACACUGUGAUGGAUGUAAGGACAAGGUCAGAAAGCUGCUAAAGAAGACUGAGGGGGUGUACUCUGCUAGUAUAGAUGCAGAGCAAAGCAAGGUAACAGUGACUGGUCUGAUAGAUCCAUACACGCUCAUCAAGAAGCUUGAGAAGUCGGGGAAACAUGCAGAGCUCUGGGGAGGAUCAGGAGGACCCAAGAACAACAACAACAACAACAACCAACACCAAUUCAACCAAAACCUUCUCAAUCUCAACCACCAAUUCAAAAACUUGCAAAUGGAGAAUGUCAAAGGAGGCAAGGACAACAAGUCUCAAAAGGGUAAUAACGGAAAAGACCAGCAAAUCCAGCAGCAGCUGGCUCAGCUGCAGCAGCAGUACAUGAAGGGCGGUGCUAAAGAUCUGAAGCUGCCUUCUAAGGAACAGAAGACUGUCAAGUUCAACUUGCCUGAGGAUGAUUUUGGGGCAAGUGAGGAUGAUUUUGACGAUGAAUUUGAUGACGAGUAUGAUAGCGAGUUUGAUGAUGAAUUGUAUGAUGAUGAGUUUGAGGAGGAGUUUGGCCAUGGCCAUGGCCAUGUUCCUUCUAAGCAAGCCAAGAUGGGCGGGGGCGGUGGUGCGCAUGGACAUCAAGGGGCUAAAGGGAAAGGCGAUAAAAAAGGCGACGGCGGCAAAGGGGGGAAAGGCGACGGCAAAACCGCCAAGAAAGGCAGCGUCUUCGACAUACAAGGGUUGAUGAAGGUGUUUGGUGGUGGGAAAGGCGGUGGUGGUAAUGGGAAAAAGGGUAAAGAGGGAAAGAAAAACGAUGGUAAAAACGGUGGCAAGCACAAAGGAGGUGGUGGUGGUAAAAAUGGAGGCAAAAAUGGUGGUGACUUGCUAGGAAACGGCGGCAAGAAUGGAUUCAAUGAAGGGUCCGGUAAGAAGAACAAGGGCGGCAACGGCGGCGGCGGCAAUGGAGGUGGCGGUGGAAACUUUAAUGGUGGUGGCGGUAAAAAAGGGGGAGGAGGAGGAGGAGGAGGAGGCGGAGGCAAGGGUGAUGGGGGGGCCUUUGCAAUGAAUAUGAUGCAACCUGGAUUCCUCCAGGGUGCUAAUCAUGGCAAGGCCACAGGUGGUGGUGGCUUUGUGGGCCCAAUGGGCCCGAUGGGCCAGAUGGGCAACUACCCAAUGGGCCAGAUGGGCCACAUCCCAGCAGUGCAAGGGCUACCAAUGAAUGGCGGGUACAAUCAAGGAAUGGGCCCGGGGAACCCGUACAGCCAACAACAGUACAUGAACAUGAUGAUGAAUCACCAGGCCCAGGCACAGGCCCAGGCCCACCAGGCCUACGGGAACAAUAUGUACCAGCCGAUGAUGUAUGCCCGGCCGCAAGCGCCGGUGGGCUACGUCCCGCCGAUGCCGCCCCCGGCUUCGGAUCCUUACGUCCACAUGUUCAGCGACGAGAACACCGACAGCUGCAGCGUCAUGUAAAUUCCUGGCUGAUGCUGGUGUGGCAGCGUAGCGGGGUCGUGGCCACUUUAGGAUUUCAAUUUUGUUGGGUAGGUUUUGUGACUUCUUAUGAAGGAGCCUUUUGGUUGCAAUGAGAGUGCAAGGUCUUUGAAAAGUACCAUACCUCAUGUCUCACUAAUGAAGAAUUCAUAUCGAUUCCUCUAA
This is a messenger RNA of Syzygium oleosum, 2144 nucleotides long. RefSeq names its product heavy metal-associated isoprenylated plant protein 34-like. Lineage: Eukaryota; Viridiplantae; Streptophyta; Magnoliopsida; Myrtales; Myrtaceae. Gene Ontology annotation, molecular function: metal ion binding. The record is from RefSeq and is a predicted model, not a curated record. The coding region runs from base 459 to 1961 and encodes 500 amino acids. The transcript has 3 exons.